AUGAACCCUGUCAGAAAGACCACCAGACUGUUUCAGCAGUACCACUUACUGGAAGACCUUUUGGGAGUGGCAGUCACUAUCAAGCAGUGCAGGAUGGAGAGCUUUGAUGAUUGGAUGGUUGUGGAUGUUAAAGAAGCACUACAAAACAACGAUCAGUCGCUAGCUGCUGAAAACAUCCAGAGGUAUUUCGACGGAUGUAAUAAUACUCCACUAAACAUUGCUAUCACCGGAGAGUCUGGUGCUGGAAAAUCCACCUUUGUGAAUGCCUUCAGAAGUAUAGACAACAAGGAUGAGAGAGCUGCCCCUACUGGUGUUGUAGAGACCACCAUAGAGCUUACAUCUUAUCCCCAUCCAAACUAUCCCAGUGUCACAUUAUGGGAUCUCCCUGGUAUUGGCACCACCAGUUUUCCUGCUGACAAAUACCUGGAGCAUGUUGGAUUUGAGAAGUUUGACUUCUUCAUCAUCAUCUCUGACACUCGCUUCAGAGAAAAUGAUGUGAAGCUCGCUCAGGAGAUUCAGAAGAUGGGGAAAAAAUUCUACUUUGUUCGCUCAAAGAUUGACAACGAUGUACGCAGUGUGAAAAGAAGUCAGAGAGAGUUCAAUGAGGAAACAACUCUGGCACAAAUCAGGGAAUACUGCAUUAAAGGUCUUCAAAAACAAGGUUUUGAGUCUCCACAGGUCUUCCUGGUGUCCAGCUUUGAUCUCCACCUGUAUGAUUUCUAUCUACUAGAGGAGAACUUAGAGAGAGAGCUUCCUGCCCAUAAGAGGGAUGUUCUGCUGUUGUCUUUGCCCAAUGUCAGCCUGGAGAUCAUCAACAAGAAGAAAGAGGCUUUACAGGCCAAAAUAAAAUAUUAUGCCACGCUAUCUGCAGUUGUAGGAGCUGUACCAGUUCCUGGGAUGUCUUCUGCUGUUGACAUAGGCAUGAUAGUUGGUGUUGUUACACAAUACAAAGUUGUGUUUGGUCUUGAUAUCCCAUCACUGGAGAGACUUGCUCAAACCACAGGAGUGCCAUUAGAUGAUCUGAGGGCUGUCAUGAUUUCACCACUGGCUGCAAAAAAAAUUACCGCUGAUCUUGUCAUGAAGCUGUUAUCACAGUGUAUAACCACAGCCUCAUUAAUGGCAGUAGAGGAAUGGUCCAGAUUCAUUCCAAUAUUUGGAAUCCCAGCAGCAAUGUGCAUUUCUUUUGCCUGUACAUACAAAAUUCUGAAUACUUUCCUCAACAUGCUCGCCAUCGAUGCACAGAGAGUGUUCACAAAGGCCCUGGGUCUCGACACAGCAGUGUGA
This is a messenger RNA of Scomber japonicus (chub mackerel), 1284 nucleotides long. Its product is annotated as interferon-inducible GTPase 5-like. Lineage: Eukaryota; Metazoa; Chordata; Actinopteri; Scombriformes; Scombridae. The record is from RefSeq and is a predicted model, not a curated record. Bases 1 to 1284 code for a protein of 427 amino acids. The transcript is spliced from 3 exons. Gene Ontology annotation, molecular function: GTP binding. Gene Ontology annotation, cellular component: membrane.